AUGGACUUUGAAUCUAAUUCUUUUUUAUUUCGAGUUGUAACUAUCGGAGAAACAGCUGUAGGAAAGACAUCAAUUAUCAGCAGACUUGUCAAUGCCAGGUUUUCUGAGAACGAAAGUCCUACGAUUGGAGGAAAUUUUCUGAUGCACGAAGAAAACAUUGGCAAUCAGAAAAUUGAACUUCAAAUAUGGGAUACAGCUGGACAAGAAAAGUAUCGUGCACUUAGUCCAAUUUACUGUCGUGAUGCAGCAGUUGGUCUGAUUAUUUAUGAUGUUACAAACAAAGAUACAUUUAACAAGAUUGAUAAUUGGAUCAAACUAUUUAAAGAUGUCGCUGAUCGCGAAGCAUUAGUAUAUAUAGUUGGAAAUAAAUGCGAUAAAAUCGAAGAUUUGACUGUAGAAAGGAAUGCUAUUGAAGUUUUUAGCGACCAAGGUUAUAAUUGUUUCUUUACAUCAGCCAAAACUGGAGAAGGAAUAAAUGACUUAUUUCAUGACAUUUGUGAAAAAUUAGUAGCUCACAGAAUGAAAAUUCGCAAUGAAAGCUUUGUGCAGCUUCCAUCUGCCCAGAAAACUGAAGAGAAAAAGGGUUGUUGCAAUUAA
This is a messenger RNA of Trichomonas vaginalis G3, 597 nucleotides long. RefSeq names its product GTPase protein. The transcript has a single exon. Gene Ontology annotation, molecular function: GTP binding; GTPase activity. NCBI's taxonomy places the organism in Eukaryota, Parabasalia, Trichomonadida, Trichomonadidae. The coding region runs from base 1 to 597 and encodes 198 amino acids. The record is from RefSeq and is a predicted model, not a curated record.